AGACAGACGUAAAUAUCAAUUUGUGGAUUGGGUGACAAGACACUCACAAAGAGUGUAACUCGAUGACCUUGAAUUCAAUGACUACUCCAUCUAUUUUCCUCUGAGAAACCAAAUGUCUUUCCUCUUCAUUCAGAAGACACAGCAAACCUCAAGAACCCUCUCUACACUCUCAUUCCUCUCCAACCCCUUCCCUCUUCCACCCCCAUCUGUUUUCCAACAACCUCAACUCUCCUACCACUUAUUCCCCACCCAACAAACCCCUCGCCACGAAGUUGAUCCCUUUCCUGCUUCAACACCAUCCAGUCCCAAUUACGCUUCACUACUCCAGUCCUGUGUUGCUGCCAAGGCUUUAAGGCCUGGGAAACAGAUCCAUGCUCAGCUCUGCCAUCUGGGUAUUGCUCAAAAUGAAAAUUUGGCCACUAAACUGGUCCAUGUUUACAGUGUUUGUAACUCCCUGCGAGAUGCCCACCACCUGUUUGAUAAAAUUUCCAAAAGGAAUUUGUUUCUUUGGAAUGUCUUGAUUCGGGGUUAUGCGUGGAAUGGGCCACAUGAAGCUGCCAUUUCACUCUACCACCAGAUGUUUGACUAUGGGCUCAAGCCUGAUAAUUUCACCUUACCAUUUGUUCUCAAAGCGUGCUCUGCGCUUUCGGCAAUUGGAGAGGGAAGGGGUAUCCAUGAGUAUGUGAGGCGAAGCGGGUGGGAGAGUGAUGUGUUUGUAGGUGCAGCGCUUGUUGACAUGUAUGCGAAGUGCGGUUGUGUCGUGGAUGCUCGUCAUGUGUUUAAUAAAAUUGCUGAGAGAGAUGCUGUGUUGUGGAAUUCAAUGCUUGCAGCUUAUGCUCAAAAUGGACACCCUGAUGAAGCACUUUCUCUAGGCCGUGAGAUGGCGGCGACUGGUGUAAGACCUACCGAGGCAACUCUUGUGACUGUGGUUUCAUCGUCAGCUGACAUUGCCUGUCUCCCUCAUGGGAAGGAAAUCCAUGGAGUUGGUUGGAGACAUGGAUUUGAAUCCAAUGACAAGGUCAGAACUGCUUUGCUAGAUAUGUAUGCAAAAUGUGGUCAUGUGAGAGUUGCCCGUAUUUUGUUUGAGCGGCUUAGGGAGAAAAGAGUUGUAUCUUGGAAUGCAAUUAUCACUGGUUAUGCAAUGCACGGGCUUGCUGCUGAAGCUCUUGAUUUGUUUGAGAAAAUGAGGAAAGAGGCUCAGCCAGAUCAUGUAACCUUUGUUGGUGUUCUAGCAGCUUGCAGCCGAGGGCGUUUGUUGGAAGAAGGACGAGCAUUCUAUAACAUGAUGGUGAGGGAUUACUGUAUAAAUCCAACUGCUCAGCACUAUACGUGCAUGGUUGAUCUCCUCGGUCAUUGUUGUCAACUCGAUGAGGCAUAUGAUCUAAUAAGAAAUAUGGGCGUGAAGCCAGAUUCUGGGGUAUGGGGUGCUCUGCUGAAUUCAUGCAAAACCCAUGGGAACUUAGAGUUGGCUGAGCUAGCUUUAGAGAAACUAAGUGAGCUAGAACCUGAUAAUUCUGGCAACUAUGUGAUUUUGGCUAACAUGUAUGCUCAAUCAGGUAAGUGGGAAGGAGUGGCAAGGCUGAGGCAGUUAAUGAAUGAUAAAGGAAUAAAGAAGAACAUUGCUUGUAGCUGGAUUGAAGUAAAGAACAAAGUCCAUGCAUUUCUUACUGGAGAUGUUUCACACCCGAAUUCGAAUUCAAUAUAUGCAGAGUUGAAGAGGUUAGAAGGACUAAUGCAUGAAGCUGGAUAUACCCCAGAUACAGGAUCCGUUUUCCAUGAUGUGGAGGAAGAUGAGAAGACAGAUAUGGUGUGCAGUCACAGUGAAAGACUAGCUAUUGCAUAUGGAUUGAUAAAUACAUUGCCAGGAACUCAACUUUUGAUAACAAAGAACCUCCGAAUUUGUGAGGACUGCCAUGUUGCUAUCAAGUUCAUCUCCAAAAUUACCGAGAGGGAAAUUACUGUUAGAGACGUGAAUCGCUAUCAUCAUUUCAAACAUGGAACGUGUUCAUGUGGCGAUUGCUGGUGAAUAAGGUGCAAUCCAGAUGGAAAAAGUGUCUAUGACAUUGGAGUUUUGUCCGAAAAUAAUUUGAGUUAAUUCAAACAUAAAACACAAGUUUAUAAUCAUACCCCAAUUCUCUUUUACAAGCUAAUAUAAAUGCCUCAGUUUUGAAAAAGUCAGCGUUACAUUGAUAAUCAUUAGCUUAUUCUUCCAAACAUUAUCUAUCAGUAAAUAUUUUUAAGAACACAUUAAUCAGUAAUUUCUUUUAAUUAUCUAAAAAGAGCUUACUUUUGGCCCAAGAAUCAAGGUUCAAGGGGAAAAAAGGUAUAUUCAGGAGAAAUUUGUUUUGGAUUGCAUUUUAUUGUAUCUUCUCUAUUUUAGGCCUAUGG
Molecule: messenger RNA, 2388 nt
Organism: Lotus japonicus
Lineage: Eukaryota; Viridiplantae; Streptophyta; Magnoliopsida; Fabales; Fabaceae
Product: pentatricopeptide repeat-containing protein At4g21065-like
Exons: 1
Coding region: 113-2026 (637 amino acids)
Biological process (GO): RNA modification
Molecular function (GO): protein binding; RNA binding; zinc ion binding
Source: RefSeq, a predicted model, not a curated record